Messenger RNA from Leopardus geoffroyi (Geoffroy's cat), 1645 nucleotides. RefSeq names its product cAMP responsive element binding protein 3 like 4 (gene CREB3L4). The coding region runs from base 119 to 1390 and encodes 423 amino acids. Gene Ontology annotation, cellular component: nucleus. The transcript is spliced from 10 exons. Gene Ontology annotation, molecular function: RNA polymerase II cis-regulatory region sequence-specific DNA binding; DNA-binding transcription factor activity, RNA polymerase II-specific. NCBI's taxonomy places the organism in Eukaryota, Metazoa, Chordata, Mammalia, Carnivora, Felidae. Gene Ontology annotation, biological process: regulation of transcription by RNA polymerase II. The record is from RefSeq and is a predicted model, not a curated record.
GCGGUGGUGGCCGUUCGGGCGGCCGGCGGGCUGGGCCUCUGGGAACAGGUAACACUGAGGUGGGCCGUUCAUCUGAGCCAGACGUCGGGCCGCCGGAGGCGAGAUCCCCGGGGGCAGAAUGGAUUUCCGAACCCCCGACCUGCUGGAUGCGUGGCUGGAGUCCCCAGAAGACGUUUUCUCAACAGGGACCUUCCCGGAGCCGGGACUGCACGGCCCACCUCCGGAGGCCCCGGGGACGAAGCUCCAAGAACAGGGGCUGCGAGGCUGGGAGCCCAGUGGGGGCCGUGGCUGUGGCCUUCGAGACAGUGAGCCUGAAGACUUCCUGAAACUUUUCAUUGACCCCAAUGAAGUGUACUGCUCAGGAGCCUCUGCUAGCAGCGACAGUGGCCAUCCAUCUGAGGACCCUGGCCGUCCAGACAGGCCCCCCGCCCCUCAAGCACCCAGUCCCCCUGCUCUCUAUGAGGUGGUCUAUGAGGCAGGGGCCCUGGAGAGGACGCAGGGGGAAGCUGGGCCAGCUGUAGGGUGCAUCUCUCUCCAGCCAGGUCAGCGGAGCCCACAACUGACGGUGCCCGAAGCCUGCGUGGUCUGCGAGCUGCCCUGUGAUGCUCACGACACCCUGCCCGGGGCAGGCACUGUAAACCCAGUGCCUCCUGCGACCCUGAAGGCACGCAGGGAGCAGCCUUGUGUGAUGGGAAAGACAGGACCCUCCCCCACUGUCCUCUCACCCUCUCCUGUUCUCCACCAGCUGCCCUGUCAGACCUUGUUCCUGACAGAAGAGGAGAAGCGUCUGCUGGGGCAGGAAGGGGUUUCCCUGCCCGCACACCUGCCCCUCACCAAGGCAGAGGAGAGGGUCCUCAAGAAGGUCAGGAGGAAGAUCCGGAACAAGCAGUCAGCUCAGGACAGUCGGCAGCGGAAGAAAGAGUACAUCGACGGGCUAGAGAGCAGGGCCGCUGCCUGCUCUGCACAGAACCAGGAACUGCAGAAAAAAGUCCAGGAGCUGGAGAGGUGCAACGUCUCCCUGGUAGCUCAGCUCCGCCAGCUGCAGCUGCUGGCUGCCCGGACCUCCAACAAAGCCGCCCAGACCAGCACUUGUGUUGUGAUCCUUCUUUUUUCCCUGGCUCUAAUCAUCCUGCCCAGUGUCAGCCCCUUUCAGGGUCUCCGGGAAGCUGGGCCUGAGGAUUACCAGCCUCAUGGAGUGGUUUCCAGAAAUAUCCUAAGUCACAAGGACAUGACAGAAGGUUUGGAGACCACAGUAGUAGAGUCCAGACCGGGGGGGCCACUUAAGGCCAAGGGUGAAAAUGGCUCAACAAGGACACUGCUUGAGAAGAUGGGAGGGAAGACAGGCUCCAAUGGGCAUGCAGGAGCUGUGCUGCAUGCAGAAGAGAUGUGACCCCACCUGCUUCCCGGCCACAAGAAGGAAUCCAGGAUCCCUCGUGGCUCUUGUUCCCCCUGGGUUUCCCAUUCAGAAUUCUUUGGCUUCAGGGGUCUGAGUCAUUUCUGGGCGUCCUAAAUGUCUGUACCCUGAGGCACAGGCUACAUGAGGCACUUCAAAUACUUUAUACAUCUGCAACUUUAUUUCUUCUUUGGGGUUAGGGUUGAGGGGAAACAGAGGUUUUGGCUGAGAAAUAAACUUUUUUUGCUGAAA